AUGGUGUUCAACGCUCGAGAACUCGGGCUUGAACUUGCAAUAGACAACGAGGAGGGUCAGGUCAAGCAGAAAGGAAUCCUGCACGGCUUGGAGCAUCAGGACGAAAAUGCAGAGACGCGCUCGAAGCGUCUGGCAUGGGAAGAAGACAUUAGGAAAGAGGGCAAGAAAUACCUCAUAGAGGUAAACCCAAACUACACCAACAAAUCUACAUCAGACAUCUACAACCACAUCGACAUACGCUGGAUCGAUGUAAACAACGGGCUGUAUAUUGACAUCACAACACUCCACGUCGCACCCGCCUCCGAACAGAAUUCCAUCGCCAACUCUCCCUACUCCAGCACCCACCCCUCAGCCCACGAAUCCGAUCCUGACGCCUUCGACGACGAAACAUUACUAUACGUCAAAGACACCCACGCCUACCUCAACACCCAAAUCUUUCCCCUCCGACAAUCCACCCUCGAGGGCGUAAACGUAAAAGUCCCAUAUGCGUAUGAGGAACUGCUGCUAGAGGAAUAUGGAUCAGAUGCUCUGACAGAGGAUUGGUACAACGGAUAUCAGUUCAACAAAAAGACAGGGCAGUGGAAGAAGAAAGGACCGACGGAAGACCAGAAAGCCUAUUUCAGAAGGAAAAGCGGAAAGGAUCUGGGGAGAUUGAGCAGUACGGGAAGGAUUGGACAUGGAUGGAAGGGGCACGGUGCGCUCGAGGGAGCGCUGAAGGAGGAGGGGGUACAAUUGGAUGUUGAGAGGGGGAGGUGGGUCGAGUAG
Alternaria hordeiaustralica is the source of this 765-nucleotide messenger RNA. RefSeq lists its product as uncharacterized. The record is from RefSeq and is a predicted model, not a curated record. The coding region runs from base 1 to 765 and encodes 254 amino acids. The transcript is spliced from 2 exons. NCBI's taxonomy places the organism in Eukaryota, Fungi, Ascomycota, Dothideomycetes, Pleosporales, Pleosporaceae.